This is a messenger RNA of Paramuricea clavata, 387 nucleotides long. Lineage: Eukaryota; Metazoa; Cnidaria; Anthozoa; Malacalcyonacea; Plexauridae. The record is from the annotation of a GenBank genome assembly.
AUGACGGCCGAUCGAUUUUCAACAGUAUUUCAAGUCGAAAACACUGCUUCCAAAGCUACUCUAAACAUAAAACGAAAAUGUGGAUCUGACUUGGUAUUUGAUAAAAACUUUGGGUUUUGCCGUAUAAAAGGUAAAGUAAUUUCCGUUGACGAUGUUUUAUCAAAUCAGUAUUUUAUUGCUUUGUGGUUAAUCAAAACUAAUUUCUCCAUACCCAUGGGCAAGGUCCCAGGCACUGCGCGCACUCCAGGCCAACUUGGAAGUUAUCCAACACCAAUGACCAUGGAGAAAGUUUUGGAAAAAAAAAUGGAAACAGUUCUUAAGUUGAAACCUAAACAAAUAUCUGUCACGGGUACUCACGAGCAAACGUAUGAUAAAAAAAAGAAAUAA